AUGGCGAGAGGCGCAAAACGUGCGCGAGCGGAUUCCGAAUUGUCUCAGUCUCAGCCGCAGAUUCCUAUCAAGCGACAGAGGGAAUCGGAAGUCAUGGCAGCGCAAGUAAAAGAGGAGGCCGACGACACUACUGCACCAGACGAUGUUCGAUAUAUGAGAACGCAGCCAAAGGCCCAGGCACCUACCGAAAGCUCCCGAGCCAAGUCCUUCCCCACUCAGACAUCCACAGUCAUCGACUCGACGCUGAGCGACGAGCUUGACGAUGUGUUCCCCUCAUAUUCAUCAAGGUCAAAAGCUCCUCAGGACCAGGCUGACGACACCACUGCCACAGACGAUGUACAAUAUAUAGCAGAUAUUCUUUCUGGGCGCGAAACAGCUAGACAGGAGAGGGAGAGGCAACGCGCACAUGCAUCCAUCAUGUUCACCCCUCAAGAAGCAAUAGCCUUUCUCUGGCAACCCCCGCUUGCGAUCACCUACGAUCUUCCGACUGGCGACUAUGUACCUUGUCAGUAA
This is a messenger RNA of Alternaria hordeiaustralica, 513 nucleotides long. RefSeq lists its product as uncharacterized. The transcript has a single exon. The record is from RefSeq and is a predicted model, not a curated record. Bases 1 to 513 code for a protein of 170 amino acids. Lineage: Eukaryota; Fungi; Ascomycota; Dothideomycetes; Pleosporales; Pleosporaceae.